Effrenium voratum is the source of this 291-nucleotide messenger RNA. Lineage: Eukaryota; Dinophyceae; Suessiales; Symbiodiniaceae. The record is from the annotation of a GenBank genome assembly.
AUGGAGCAGGAGGCUCUGAGGAUCGCCGCCUUUGAGGAGGCCAAGCGGGCGGAGGAGCAAAACCUGGGCACCAAAGCGCAGGAGGUGAUGAAAGCCAUGAAGCUGGACUUCAUGACGCUGGACCACUCGCGCCAGGUGCUGCACCGCUGGAUCUCCUGGUCAGGCUUUGACUCUGCCGUGGGCAUAGUGAUCAUCGCCAACGCGGUGACCAUCGGCCUUGAGACGCAUUAUGCACUGCAGAUCCCAUCUGGUUGCGCCUUGGACGGGAUGAAACGUGCAACAUUAGUGUGA